Molecule: messenger RNA, 12024 nt
Organism: Coregonus sp. 'balchen'
Lineage: Eukaryota; Metazoa; Chordata; Actinopteri; Salmoniformes; Salmonidae
Source: the annotation of a GenBank genome assembly
AUGUACCUUGGUGCUUGUGAUUGGAGGCUUGUCGGCCCGUCUGAAGAGGAAGGUUGCCCCUCUCUGUUUGUUGAAGACAUAGAGGACCUGUCUUUCCAUGCUGACAUGCAGACAGUGAACCGACUCAAAUUCAUGGUACACAAACACAAACACACACACACUCACACACAGCACACACUGUGACACCAACCAACAAUAAAACACCAAAAAAGUCCUCCUGAAUCCUGUCCCUGUGUUUUGUCCCCAGAUCUCAGAUGCCCAUAAGCAGUGAUUUGAGGUUCCCUAUGAGCACGCCAAGCCCCCUAUCACCCAUACCUCUGGCUCCCUUAACUACAAGGUAGAGCUCACACACAACCCCUUCGGCCUCCGAGUACGCAGGGCAGCUACCAACAAAGUCCUGUGAGUUUAUGUGUGUUUCUGUCUGAUUGUGUCUUUCUGUCGGUCUCAAAAAUUAUUUGUCACAUCCGUCAGUCUAUCUGCUGCAGUCCAACCUUGGUACUAAUUCUCUUAGCGAAAUACAAGAGAAAAUAGCAGCCUAUACAUCUGGUUACAGCAUCACAUGUUAGACUUGAUCCUCUUACAGGUGCUGUAGACAAUGCAGUCACUUCAUUAAUAUGUGUUAUUCUGUCAGGACGCCAAAGACACGCACACACACACACGUGGCGGUCAGUGCCGUUUAAGAUGAGGGAGGAUUAUUAAUUUUUUUAUGAGCAUGGAGUGACAUUCAAUACCGCCUUGCACACUCUUGCCUGCAUCCAGCUGAUAUAGGGUGUAAUCAUUAGUCCAACAGUUGCAAACGAGAGUUUCUAUACGACAAAUUCAAGUACAUUUAUCCCGUUUUGUUCCGUUUGCUUCCGUUUAAGAAACGUUUUUCAACAGAAUCACGCGUAAACAGUAUUCACUCUCAUAACAGCCGUGUAGAAUUCCUUCUCUUCCCUUCGCUUGAGGAUUUCAAUGCACAACAAAUCAGCUGUUUGUGACCAGGCGAAAAAACCUUUCCAAGCCAAACCUCUACAAACAGCCUACAUCGUUGUCCCCAUAUUAGCUAAAGUAACGUCAUAGUCAGCAUAGCUAAUAGAACUAACACGUUAGUAAACCCGCUACAAUCAUGCAGUAACGUUAGUUCCAGUCAGUAAGCAGUUACACCGGCGGGUGGCAAUAAAUUAAGUAAUACCAAAAGCUUAACUUGACUUGGAAGAGUUCCGGUGUUAUGUUGGAAAGUCGUAGCCAGCUAACUAACAGGUUACUGUAGCCCUUCUUUGCAAAAUUGUGUGUUUUAAUCAGUUAUCUGGUGACAUGUGAUAAUAUUUAGUAUAGUUUUAUCUAAAAAGGAUAACUUUUCUAAUGUUUUACAAUUUGUAUUUUUAUGAAUUUCACUGAGGUCCUCCCCUUCCUCCUCUGAGGAGCCUCCACUGAUGCACAAACAUGUUUUCCAUGUUCCAUGUCAGUAUCCCCUGGCGAUCAAGACGGUGUAAUUACGCUUGUGUCACUCUGAGCAGGCUCAGUCAGUCUGUGGGACAUCACAGUCAUUAUACCAAUCAAUUACACCUCCAACCAGCCAACUUUUAAAAAAAACUUUCUACGGUCUCCGUGUAAAAGCAUUACACCCCCAACCAGCCAAAUAAACCUUUCUACAGUCUCCCUGUAAAACCAUUAAAAACAUGAUUAUGACUCCUGUUAAAACCAUUAAAACCAUGAUUAUGACUCGAGUUAAAACCAUUAAAACCAUAAUUAUGACUCCUGUUAAAACCAUCAAAACCAUGAUUAUGACUCCUGUAAAAAACAUGAUUAUUACUACUGUUAAAACCAUGAUUAUGACUCCUGUUAAAAUCAUUAAAACCAUGAUUAUGACUCCUUAAAAACCAUUAAAACCAUGAUUAUGACUCCUAUUAAAACCAUGAUUAUGACUCCUGUUAAAGCCAUUAAAACCAUGAUUAUGACUCCUGUUAAAACCAUGAUUAUGACUCCUGUUAAAACCAUCAAAACCAUGAUUAUGACUCCUGUUAAAACCAUUAAAACCAUGAUUAUGUCUCCUGUUAAAACCAUUAAAACCAUGACUAUGACUCCUGUUAAAACCAUUAAAACCAUGAUUAUGACUCCUGUUAAAACCAUGAUUAUGACUCCUGUUAAAACCAUUAAAACCAUGACUAUGAUUUAUUUUCAAACCAUUAAAACCAUGAUUAUGGCUCCUGUUAAAACCAUUAAAACCAUGACUAUGACUCCUGUUAAAACCAUUAAAACCAUGAUUAUGACUCCUGUUAAAACCAUGAUUAUGACUCCUGUUAAAACCAUUAAAACCAUGACUAUGAUUCCUGUUAAAACCAUUAAAACCAUGAAUAUGACUCCUGUUAAAACCAUUAAAACCAUGAUUUUGACUCCUGUUAAAACCAUGAUUAUGACUCCUGUUAGAAGCAUUAAAAUCAUGAUUAUGACUCCUGUUAAAACCAUGAUUAUGAUUCCUGUUAAAACCAAUUAUGACUCCUGUUAAAACCAUUAAAACCAUGAUUAUGAUUCCUGUUAAAACAAGAUUAUGACUCCUGUUAAAACUAUUAAAACCAUGAUUAUGGCUCCUGUUAAAACCAUUAAAACCAUGAUUAUGCCUCCUAUUAAAACCAUUAAAACCAUGAUUAUGACUCCUGUUAAAACCAUUAAAACCAUGACUAUGAUUCCUUUUAAAACCAUUAAAACCAUGAAUAUGACUCCUGUUAAAACCAUUAAAACCAUGAUUUUGACUCCUGUUAAAACCAUUAAAACCAUGAUUUUGACUCCUAUUAAAACCGUUUAAGCCAUGAUUAUGACUACUAUUAAAACCAUUAAAACCAUGAUUAUGACUCCUGUUAAAACCAUUAAAACCAUGAUUAUGAUUCCUGUUAAAACAAGAUUAUGACUCCUGUUAAAACCAUUAAAACCAUGAUUAUGGCUCCUGUUAAAACCAUUAAAACCAUGGUUAUGCCUCCUAUUAAAACCAUUAAAACCAUGGAUAUCACUCCUGUUAAAACCAUGAUUAUGACUCCUAUUAAAAUCAUUCAAACCAUGAUUAUGACUCCUGUUAAAACCAUGAUUAUGACUCCUGUUAAAAGCAUUGGCCUAAAUGAAUAGGGCUAAAUUGAAAUGUUUCUUACAGAAUAAAUAUGAAAAGCAUAUGCGUAACCAUGGUAGCAAUAGAAAGAGAACAGUUUGGAGAUAACGGGGAAAUGAUUAGACCAAAGUUGAGGACACAACAGUUCACCUGACACAAGACUGAACACAAACAUUACACUGUUGAUUGUAUGUGCAUUUUCAGUGGUGUAAAGUACUUAAGUUAAAAUACUUUAAAGUAUUACUUAAGUCGUUUCUUGGGGUAUCUGUACUUUACUAUUUAGAUUUUUGACAACUUGUACUUUUACUUUAAUACAUUCCUAAAGAAAAUAAUGCAUUUUUAACCCAUACAUUUUCCCUGACACCCAAAAGUACUUGUUACAUUACAAAUGCUUAGCAGGACAGGUCAAGUGUCCAAGUCACGCGCUUCUCUAGAAAACAUCCCUGGCCAUCCACCCCUCUACAGUCAAUAAACACGUUUGGACAUUUGGGUAUUUGGGAUUGCUUGUUUCACGUCAAAGCGGUACGUAUUAUAAUCCUCAUCUUUCAAAAAAUAUGGAGCAAUCUUAAUUUACAGCAUUUUCCUCACUCAGACAACAAAACAUUUGCAAAAGUCGCCCAAUUAGCGGGAGGGAUGGGGGCAAUUUCUUGUCUUGUGCGGUGCUCAAGGUCAGAAUGUCUCUCAGUCAAAACCCACACUGUGCCAGGAAGCACAGAGCCUGAGUUCUGACGUCAUGUAUAGCAUGUUACGUUACAGCCACUAACGUUCCAAUUUAUACACUUAUUAGGUCCCAAAUAUGCCAUUUUCAACCCGUAUACGGGUACGAGUGUAAAGGGCUACAAACAUUAAACCACUACUGUUAUUGCUGCUGGUAAAUAGGACUGAGUGACAUGCAAAUUAAUUAACUUUUCACUCCAUGUAUAAGCCCUACAAAUAUGCUUUGUAAAAGCAUUAAACUAAUAUUAUUAUCUGCUGCUGAAAAUAGGACUUAAUGAGAAGUGAAUUUAUUCAUUUACAUAGUGCAUGGUCCUGUGUCUGCUUUUAGUCUAUCUGUCAACUAUAGAGGCACACAUAUACAAUGUACAGGAUGGUACAGAAUAGCACCACUUGUUAAUGACUGUCCGAUUAUACCACUUCCUCAGUGACUUAGAGGAAAAAAUUGUUAUAACCACAGUGACUGUGUGUUUAAAGGGUAUGACCUUUUACUUUCCUUUGCCCAAUGUGCUUAUCAGAUAUCUGGCAUUUGGCUCACAGAGAUAGAAAGGGAUAUUGCUUUAUACUGCAUGCUAUAUUGCACAUUACUGGGUAAUAUUUACUACAUUACUGGAUAAUAUUUACUACAUUAUUGGUAACAUUUACUAUAUUACUGGGUAAUAUUUACUACAUUACCUGGUAAUAUUUACUACAUUGCUGGGUAAUAUUAACUACAUUGCUGGGUAAUAUGUGCUACAUAACUGGGUCAUAUUUACUACAUUACUGGGUAAUAUGUACUACAUUAUUGGAUAAUAUUUACAACAUUACUAGGUAAUAUUUACUACCUUACUGGGUAAUAUUUACUACAUUUCUGGGUAAUAUUUACAACAUUGCUGGGUAAUAUGUGCAACAAUACUGGGUAAUAUUUACUACCUUACUGGUUAAUAUUUACUACAUUACUGGGUAACAUUUACUACAUUAAUAGUUAAUAUGUACUACCUUACUGGGUAAUAUUUACUACAUUGCUGGGUAAUAUUUACUACAUUACUGGGUAAUAUUUACUACAUUACUGGUAAUAUUUACUACAUUACUGGGUAAUAUUUACUACAAUACUGGGUAAUAUUUACUACCUUACUGGGUAAUAUUUACUACAUUACUGGGUACUAUUUACUACAUCCUGAGUGGCGCAGUGGUCUAAGGCACUGCAUCGCAGUGCUAACUGUGCCACUAGAGAUCCUGGUUCGAAUCCAGGCUCUGUCGCAGCUGGCCGCGACUGGGAGACUCAUGGGCGGCGCACAAUUGGCCCAGCGUCAUCCAGGGUAGGGGAAGGAAUGGCAGGCAGGGAGGUAGCUCAGUUGAUAGAGCAUGGCGUUUGCAACGCCAGGGUUGUGGGUUCGAUUCCCACGGGGGGCCAGUAUAAAAAAAUAUGUAUUCACUAACUGUAAGUCGCUCUGGAUAAGAGCGUCUGCUAAAUGACGUAAAUGUAAUUACUGGGUAAUAUUUAAUACCUUACUGGGUAAUAUUUACUACAUUACUGGGUAAUAUGUAUUACAUUACUGGGUAAAUUGCUGGUGUUGAGUCUCAUCAAUAUAUGUCCUGGUUUAGAUAUAGCUCUUCAGAUGACAUGAGCAGGUACAUGUUGAGAGAGAGAGAAAAAUCAUUGACAUGUAUUCCUAUGAUAGUAUAAGCUUGCACUCUGACCAUAUGGAACUUGUGUCAUUCUCCACAGUGAUAAAGGCUUUAAUAACUAACCAUACUAAAAUCAAUUUAACCCUUAGCAAUUCCAAUCAUACCGAAUAACUCUCCACUUUUCAACCAUUACAUUCAACAGUGCCAUGUUUAGGUGAGCUGUGGUAGGGUUGUGUUCCUGUUCCUGUCAUCCAUUAGCCCAAUUACAAGGAGUCUAGUCUCUUUAGGUGGACUUCCCCGAUGGACAGGGAGUACCAAGGUCAUUAUACUACACUGUGAUUGAUUCCUCAUCCUACAGUACUUAGUAGGAUGAGACCUCUAUCUCUGUCAGGGGAGUUCCUGUACAUUGAUUUAGUUUAGACUGUAGUUCGCCUAAUGGUCUUCCUUUCUUUGUCUCAGGAUGUUGGCUAAUGUUUUUCUCACUGUAAUAAAAACAUAAAGGUUGUUAAAAGCAAGCUCUGCACAGUGCUUAGUGUGCACAGACACACAACUCAAUUCAUUAUACUGCUCUUUAUAUACAUCUCCCUCUCUCUCUCUCUCUCUCUCUCUCUCUGUCUCUCUCUGUCACUCUCUCUCUCUCCAUUUUACUCUCUCACCCGUCUACUAUUGAGCAAGGAAUCAGAAGGGAAGAUAUCUCAAUGUAUGUCUUGUUAGUAAUGUCAGUGGGAUUCAACUACACAGGCCUCGUUAUAGUGUGUUCUGAUAGUCUGUCUGCAGGUUCUCCCAGAGGGUUUUUCCUCCAUAACAAUGGCCUGUCAGCAUACUGUACUAUACAGUUCAUUACAUACCCUGUGUGUUGUAAUAUAACCACUGUCUCUCCUCUUCUCAACACAAAAAACACCCACUCACCUCCCAACAAACCCACCACUCCACAAACACACACACACACACACACACACACACACACACACACACACACACAUACACACACACACACACAAACACACACACAGGCUUGACACCACAGUGGAUUCACUUGUGUUUACUGAUCAGUACCUGCAGCUGUCUGCCAGACUGCCAUCCCAUAAUAUAUAUGGGCUAGGAGAACACGUCCUUCAGAACUAUCUUCGUGGCACCAACUGGAGGACCUGGUCUAUCUUCACACGAGAUGCAUUCCCUAAUGGGGUGAGUACUGAGUAGGAUAUACACACACAUACUGUAAUGCACACAAAUACAUUGAUCGUUCUCCAACAUCACACAAGCAGCAUGUAUUCUAUAAGGAGCACAGCUCAUAUCUGUCAGCUAAUGUGCACACGGUGUGUGUGUGUGUGUGUGUAGAUUCCAUCCCAAAGGUCGGGUAAUUUAAUGUCUUGUAAGCUAAUUAGUUUGUGCCGCCACCCCCUCAGCUUCGAUCCAUCCAUCUGUCUCUCUCUCUCAUCCUUUUCUUUCCUUCAUCCCCCAGGGGACACAAAACCUCUAUGGUCACUAUCCCUACCUCCUCUGUCUGGAGGACGAGACUGGCAAGUCCUUCGUAGUCUUCCUCAUGAACAGCAACGCAACGGGUUAAAAACACACACACACACACGGGCCUACCGAGCAAUCCAAGGCAAUGCAUCACAGUGCUAGAGGCGUCACUACAGACCCGGGUUUGAUCCCAGGCUGUGUCACAAACUACCGUGAUCGGGAGUCCCAUAGGGAGGCGCACAAUUGGCCCAGCGUCGUCCGGGUUAGGGGAGGGUUUGGCCGGGGGGGAUUUACUUGGCUCAACGAGCUCUAGCGACACCUUGUGGUGGGCCGGGCGCAUGCAGGCUGACCCUGGUUGUCAGGUGAACGUUCUUACCUCUGACACAUUGGUGCGGCUGGCUUCUGGGUUAAGCGGGUGGGUGUUAAGAAGCGUUGGGGAGUUGCAGCGAUGAGACAAGAUCGAAAUUGUGGGAGAAAAAAGGAGGUACAAAUUUAAAUAAAUAUAAAACACACAAUCAUACAACAGAAACACAUGAAAAGACUUGUCCAGAGAUCAGAAUAUACAGUGACUUCGGAAAGUAUUCAGACACCUUGACUUUUUCCAUAUUUUGUUACGUUACAGCCAUAUUCUAAAAUUUAUUAAAUAUUGUUGUUUUUUUCUCAGCAAUUUACAUAAAACAGCCCACAAUGACAAUGCGAAAACAGUUGAUUUGAAAUUGUUGUAAAAAAAAAAUUACAAUAAAAAAUGAAAAACAUUAUUUACAUAAGUAUUCAGACCCUUUGCUAUGAGACUUGUUUCCAUUGAUCAUCCUUGAGAUGUUUCUACAACUUGAUUGGAGUCCACCUGUGGUCAAUUCAAUUGAUUGGACAUGAUUUGGAAAGGCACACACCUGUCUAUAUAAGGUCCCACAGUUGACAGUGCAUGUCAGAGCAAAGACCAAGCCAUGAGGUCGAAGGAAUUAUCUGUAGAGCUCCGAGAUUGGAUUGUGGGAAGGGUACCAAACAAUUUCUGCAGCAUUGAAGGUCCCCAAGAACACAGUGGCCUCCAUCAUUCUUAAAUGGAAGAAGUAUGGAACCACCAAGACUCAUCCUAGAGCUGGCCGCCUGGCCAAACUGAGCAAUCGGGGGAGAAGGGCCUUGGUCAGGAAGGUGACCAAGAACCCGAGCGCUCAGGACCUCAGACUGGGGCGAAGGUUCACCUUCCAACAGGACAUCAACCCUAAACAUACACCCAAGACAACGCAGGAGUCUCUGAAUGUCCUUGAGUGGCUCAGCCAGAAGCCCGGACUUGAACCCGAUCGAACAUCUCUGGAGAGACCCGAAAUAGCUGUGCAGCAACGCUCCACAUCACCUGACAGAGCUUGAGAGAUCUGCAGAGAAGAAUGUGAGAUACUCCCGCAAAUACAGUGUUCAUGCGUGAACGUAUACCAAGAAGACUGAGUCUGAGUUCUGAAUACUGUGUAAAGUGCUGUUUGCUGUGGAGAUUAUAAAUUUUAGACAUGGUUGUAUUAACAAAAAACAAUGGGGAAAAAACUCUGUUGUACAAAUGUGACUUGGUAAAGGGGGGGGGGGGGGGGGGGUGGGCAAGGCAAAUUAGUCUGGGUAGCCAUUGCGUUGAUUAGAUGUUUCAGGAGUCCUCAUGUCUUGGGAGUAGAAGCUGUUUAGAAGCCUCUUGGACCUAGACUUGGCACUCCGGUACCGCUUGCAGUGUGGUAGCAGAGAGAACAGUCUAUGACCAGGGUGGCUGGAGUCUAUGACAAUUUUUAGGGCCUUCCUCUGACACCGCCUGGUAUAGAGGUUCUGGAUGGCAGGAAGCUUGGCCCCAGUGAUGUACUGGGCCGUACGCACUACCCUCUGUAUUUUAUUUUUAUUUUACCUUUAUUUAAGUAAGCAAGUCAGUUAAGAACACAUUCUUAUUUACAAUGACGGCCUACACCGGCCAAACCUGUAGUGUCUUGCGGUCGGAGGCCGAGCAGUUGCCAUACCAGGCAGUGAGGCAACCAGUCAGGAUGCUCUCGAUAGUGCAGCUGUAGAACCUUUUGAGGAUCUGAGAAACCAUGCAAAAUCUUUUCAGUCUCCUGAGGGGGAAUAGGUUUUGUAGUGCCCUCUUCACAACUGUCUUGGUGGUCUUGGACCAUGAUAGUUUGUUAGUGAUGUGGACACCAAGGAACUUGAAGCUCUCAAUCCACUACAGCCCGUCAAUGAGAAUGGGGGCGUGCUUGGUCCUCUUCUUUUUCCUGUAGUCCACAAUCAUCUCCUUUGUCUUGAUCAUGUUGAGGGAGAGGUUAUUGUCCUGGCACCACAUCGCCAGGUCUCUGACCUCCUCCCUAUAGGCUGUCUCAUCGUUGUCAGUGAUGAGGCCUACCACUGUUGUGUCAUCGGCAAACGUAAUGAUGGUGUUGGAGUCGUGCCUGGCCUUGCAGUCAUGAGUGAACUGGGAGUACAGGAGAGGACUGAGCACACACCCCAGAGGGGCCCCCGUGUUUUUAGGAUCAGCGUGGCGGAUGUGUUGUUACCUACCCUUUCCACCUGGGGGUAGCCCGUCAGGAAGUCCAGGAUCCAGUUGCAGAGGGAGGUGUUUAGUCCCAGGGACCUUAGCUUGGUGAUGAGCUUUGAGGGGACUAUGGUGUUGAACGCUGAGCCAUGGUGUUCCUAAGGCACUGUAUCUCAUCCCUGUGUGGUUUUGUUUGAGACCCUGUCCAGAGGUGAUGCUUCAGCUGGCCCCAGUAGUGACCUACGGAACCAUUGGAGGAGUUCUGGACUUCUACAUCCUUCUGGGAGACACACCUGAACAGGUGGUACAGUAGUUCCUAUAGGUGAGACAGAGAGCGCAGUUGACUUUCACUCUGAAGCUGAUCAUUUGGAAGUGUGUGGUAAGCAUGGAUGCUCUGUGAUGCAGUGAUACAGUGAUACAUGUGGAAUCAGUAUAUGUGCAUGUGUGUUGAGUGUGAUGGAAGGAGUCAGGCGCAGGAGGGUAAUCACCGAAUACAGAGUUUAUUCCUUUGUGGACACACAAAGGCGCUUAAAUAGCGAUCAACGAAACAGGCUCAGGGGAAACUCUCAUCCCUGGCAAAUACACUGUAACGGUAGAAUCCAAUAAUACAUAGGCACAGGGGAAUGUCUACCCUGGCAACAAAAUGUACGAGUAGCCCCACCGAGCUACACUACUCUCACAAAUAACAAUCACCCACAAGGACAAGGGGGCAGAGGGAACACUUAUACACUGACUAAUGAGGGGAUUCGAACCAGGUGUGAGUGAUUGACAAGACAAGACAAAGGUGAUGAUGAUUGGGGCGGCAGUGGUUAGUAAGCUGGUGACGACGAACGCCGAAGCCUGCCCGAACAAGGAGGGGAGGCAGCCUCGGCCGAAGUCAUGACAGCAUGUUACAUAUUUCUUGUGUGUGUGUGUGUCCAGCUGAUCGGCAGGCCAGUGAUUCCUCCAUACUGAGCUCUAGGCUUCCAGUUGUCUCUUCGGGACUAUGGCAGUCUGGAUGAAGUCAAGACAACCGUACGGUAGAACUACGGUAUAACUAUUGGUUCUAUAGGGACCUAGGUCACACACUAGCUCACCAGACAUUUGGGAACCAAGUCAUUAUGUUAGAGCUAGAAACCAUCUAGGAGCUAGAGAAAUAUUGAAAACCAUGAGGUACCAGCAAAUCAGAAAGUGAAAAUUGUCCUGUAUGUCCACCAAUAACAAAACGGGAGCAAUGGAUUAGUAAAUUAUACCCACCAAUCACAAGUAAGGGAAAUACUGCUUGGAAGCCAGGAAUCAUUAGAAAUCAGUUCCACACUGAAAGCUAUAAGCAAAGGUCCGUAAUCCACCUACCACGAGAUAGGAUUCAGCUGUAGACGAGAGAUAUGAAGCUCUCUAUCAGAGCUGGAAAGGCAGCAUGUGUGAGGGAGAUGACCUUUUGCUCUCUGGGAGAAUCCUGUUCCCUGUCAAAUGGGUAGAGUCUGAUAGUCUGGUCUCCAGUCCUUCAGGAGUCUCCAGCAAACGGGAUAAAUAUUUACCAUGUGAAAACUCAUCAGCUCCUAACGAGAAUUUAACUAACCUCCAAGACAAUCAAGAGGUCUAACUUUGACACAAACAAUCACAAAAAAACGCAGAAAAAACAAGCGUACUCUUUUUGUUUUAAUAACCGCGUCCUUAAUGUCCCCCUUCGACAUUAAGAUACAGCUGGUUGACAGCGGAUAUAUUGAGGGACAUAUUUGAUAGCGAUCAGAUAGACCACAGAGGGCAUUAUCACAUUAUCCUAAUACGUCUGGAACUGAUUACCAUUAGCAGGGAACUGGCAGGAGCUGGGAACCAUCUGUUAGAGUGAUACGGAGAGGGACUGCCAAGCCACAGAAUCAAGGCCCAGACCAAAAACAGAAUGUGCUAACACUCUAGAAUCCUCCAAAGGUUCCACUACACAUUAGCCAAGUCACUAGCACUCACAUCAAGGUCUGAGUCUUGCAGGCAUGCCAGUAGGCUUCUGCUAAAGCAGAUGCGCUUAACUUAUGCUAAGACGCAAAUAUGUGUGAGGGGAAUGCAUUAAAGUAAUGUAAAAAUAUGCUCAUUUCUGAGUCUGAGCGGAUGUGUUUAAGUUACGCUAAGUUGCAAACAUUUGAGUGGAUGCGUAUAGUCUCUGAGUCAUUCUAUAUGCAUUACAUUCAUACUAAGAUGCAAAUGCAUUUAAGGGAAUACAUUUCAGUCAUGCCAAGACGUUAAUAUUUUAUUUAAACGCAUGAUAAGAUGCAGCUUAUUUUGAGUGGACGCAUUGCACCGCAGUAAAUACAUGCCAAGUGGCGGAGUAUUUAAGCCAUACUGUCAAAUAUCUGAGUGACUUGGACUGAAUGUAAACAUGCAAUGAUGCUGAUAAUAUGAGUGGUUGUAAAGACAAAUACUGCGUGAUUAUGACAAUAGCGUUCAAAUCCUAUAGCCUCAAUUAAAACAUUAUAUCAGACCUAAUGUAUGAUUUACUAUGUGUAUGUUACUAUAUCGUCUACCUGUUUCUCUUCUGUCCCAGGACAUCCAGUAUACUGACAUUGACUAUAUGGAAGAGAAGAAGGACUUCACUUAUGAUGCGGUCAAAUUCAGAGACCUCCCUCAGUUCGCUGAUUACGUGCACGAGAAGGGACAGAAGUACAUUCUCAUAUCAGUGAGAAACACACGUUGA